Molecule: messenger RNA, 4780 nt
Organism: Zerene cesonia (dogface butterfly)
Lineage: Eukaryota; Metazoa; Arthropoda; Insecta; Lepidoptera; Pieridae
Gene: pigs
Product: GAS2-like protein pickled eggs
Exons: 5
Coding region: 249-2519 (756 amino acids)
Biological process (GO): protein localization to microtubule plus-end; regulation of microtubule polymerization or depolymerization; microtubule bundle formation
Cellular component (GO): microtubule plus-end; actin filament; stress fiber
Molecular function (GO): actin filament binding; cytoskeletal adaptor activity; microtubule binding
Source: RefSeq, a predicted model, not a curated record
GGCUUUUCGCGUUCCAUUUUUUAAAUCCGAAAUUCGAAACAUAUUCUAACGCUGUAGACAAAAAAUGACAUAGAUUAUAACUAAUUAUAGAUAAAAAAUACGCAGAUUAUGUAGUGUUGUUUAUUGUUUAGUGUUGAGCAGUGUAUGUGAAGUGUCUGAAACGGGUUUCAUGGUGUGUAGACAGUUGUGAUUUGUUAUAAGUUCCUUCAAGAACCCGUAAUGUCCAAGCAGUGAAACAAAACAUCGAAAUGGCGAGCGCCGGCGCGGUCCUUCUGGAGACCAGGCCUUUUCGGCCCUUCAAGUCCUCUGAGGAGUACUUGUAUGCUAUGAAAGAGGACUUAGCUGAAUGGCUGACAGUCUUGUACCCUGAAUUACGGAUCAACGCUGAUAACUUUCUUGAUAGAUUGGACACUGGCGUCGCUUUGUGCAGGCACGCGAACGCAGUCCGUGACUCAGCGAAAUUGAUCAUCGACUCUCUCAACACAGAAACUGAGGAGGCUAUAGCCCUCGCGAGAGCCCUGCGCUCCCGCCCCCCCGUCAACAUGCUCCCCGCUGCGAAAGCCGGCACCUUUUUCGCGCGAGACAACCUCUCCAACUUCAUAGACUGGUGCCGGAAAGCCCUUGGUAUCUUGGAGUGCCUCCUCUUCGAAACCGACGACUUGUGCUUACGAAAGAACGAGAAGCACGUUGUGUUGUGCCUUCUUGAAGUUGCCAGGAAAGGGGCCGUGCUCGGCAUGCCAGCACCGCUGCUGGUUCAGAUGGAGAAGCAGAUCGAGAGGGAGCUGGCUGGAGAGGAGUUGAGACCAGAUGAUUCUGCGCUGGGUCUCGUACCGUCUGGACCGCAGCCGCAGUUGGUGACCAACGACUUGAGGAGCUUGGACGAGAGGGUCAGGGACCUGGUUGAGAGGUGCUCCUGCCCCACGCAGUUCCCCAUGGUCAGGGUUUCCGAGGGAAAAUACAGAAUUGGCGACACGAGACUGCUUAUUUUCGUUCGAAUCCUCCGUUCUCACGUGAUGGUACGCGUCGGAGGGGGCUGGGACACCCUCGCCCACUAUCUAGACAAACACGACCCUUGCCGCUGCAAGGCGCAGCACCGCACCUCCCUCUCCGCCCGGCUAGCCAGACCGAAACACGACCUAGCCGGCGCCACUGUCACCUACGAACGCCCAGACACCUACAAGUCCUACGAACCAAUGUCCAUGCCGUACCAGUCGAAAAUCUACUCAGAGGAACCGAGAAGCCUGCAAUACCACUCCAAUAACAAGCUAGAUGCCCCCACCAGUCUGCCCUACAUGGAUAUGGACAGAGCGGCCAGUCCCAGCAGAAAGCACUUGGCACCAAGAACACACAGUCCAGGCAGGUGUUCCCCAUCACCAGACAGGAGAACAAAGAUCGUAACGACGAAUCAUCUGGUGCCAACCCCUUUGGGGGUCAGGAAUAAAAGCCCUAGACCGUUGUCCCCAGCGCCCGCAGUUGAAAGCGCAUCGGAUAAUGGGUCGGAGGUGUCGGAUGAGGGUUACAGGAGCUUGGGGGUCGUGGCGGGGUCGACCCAGGGGUCGCCGUCUACGAAGACGACGAAUCGAUAUUCGCUGCACAGUCAGAACUCGAUGGAUGACGCUGAUUUUAGUGAGCGUCUCGACCAUGACGACAGCUGCCUAGACAAGACCGACCGGGUCGACGACUAUGUUAGCCUUAACACUGGUCUACGCAAAACGGAUUUCUCCGAUACCUUCUACGGUGGAAGGAAGGCCAGCUCAGAGGAGAAGUCCAACCGUGCGAGCCCCGAGUCCAUUGUCAGCCAUGAAAACAAUGAUUCGCCAAGCAAAAGUCUUCGAGCGACGCGUGAAUUCACCGAAUCCCCUACGAAAACGAUCCGAAGCCGACAAGCAAGCAGGAUUCCCCACUCCCCCAUUAGAAAUAGAACUCCUAGCCGAGGAAAUACUCCUAGCCCCAAACACACGCCUGCCCAAUUAUCCCCAAAACUUACUCCAAAACUGCCACCCACAGCGAGGAAUACCUGGGGAGGCCGGACUGCUCCAAACCAAGCCAAAACAAAAGCCAGACCUACGAUAGGAGCAGAUACCUUCGAGAAUCCAAAUAAAUCGCCUAAAGCUAAACCAAAGGCCCAAAACGAGGCGUUUAAAAGGAAUUCUCCAUUAAGAGCCAGUAGCGCUACCCUCCGGUCUCCAUCACACCAGAAACCUUUAAGUCCGCUCCUUGAACAAAUUUUGCGUUCAGCGGAGACUGCAAAAGAUGAUGCCACUGUUCUGGAGAAGAUGAAGGAAAUUAUUAGGACAUAUUCGAAAGGAGAAGACUCGCUGUCUAGGACGAGUUCAAAAGAUUCAGAUUACGCAGAUUUCACAUCAGCUUGGGUUAUGUCUGAUGGGAAAUUAGAGAGAUCUACGAGCACUAGGCAGCUAGCUGCGCCCAGGAAGGAUCGUGGCGCAGGCGCGUCUAGGAUACCUGCCCCUGUCUCUAUUGGCUGCAGGCGGUCAACCUCCACUUCCCAAUUCCCUUGACCUGGUUCAGGUCCCCGAAAAGACUGAAUUUAUAUUCGAAUCCAGUUUUAGUGUUAGUGAUUGGAUGUUCUAGAGUGAACAGGAGUGUUCUAAUUUCUAUCAUGACGGUAUUUUAAGGUAAACGACACAUUAUCGCUACCAUAUCUAAUUCGAUAAGUAGUGUUUUUUAUAAGUCUAACGUAGUACUAAUUGUUCUUUAUUGAAAAUUUGUACUAACAUUGACAUAACACAUGCAAAUUAAAAUUGUAAUGCCAUCGAUAUGUUUGUGGUGAAUUAUAUUUGAAAACGAAAAUAAAAAAAAUGUUAAAGCACGUAAUUUGCCACAAAACAGAGACGGUUCGGUAAAAUUUGUAAUGAUUUUGAUGUUAUGACAAAGAAAAAUUAGAUGGUGCUAAAUUUUAGGUUAUUAUAUGCUAUUUUAAUUUUUUUUACUGACAAAGUUGUUGACAUUGCAAUGUUUAAGUAUACUUAUGUACCUAUUUAAACAUUACAGUGUGUUACUUUAUGUAUGACGAUUUUAAUUAUAUUAAGUUACUAAUUUUAGCUUAAGUUAACCCGGCUUUUAUAAUAAUAACUCCCUACGAUUGGCUCAAGUUAGCUUUUGCAUUUAAAAUGUCAUUCCAAUAGAGCCGGGAUUUUGGCAAAUUUUUCUACUUUUUCAGUAAUCUCAUUUAUUUCUGGAUGGUAAAGAUAAGAUAGAAAAGAGCUUAUGAUUUGGUAGAGAAGAUAGGAAACUAGGCUUUAUGGGAACAGCAAAGCCCAUAGGUACGCAAUAAGAACCGAACUUUUGUUUCUUUAGCCUAUGUGUAUUUGCUGUGUCCAUAGAAGCAGUUAAAAUUUGUAGUAAAUUAAAAUUUUGAUGCACUUUAAAAAAUACUAUAUAGGUUAUAACGUAUAUCACAAAUCGUACCUCAGUAGUAUACCAGGGCAGAUUAAUAUUUUUCCACAUUUGUGACCCGUUAACACAACCGUCCAUAGAAACAAUAUGGAGAAGAUGUCGUUUUCCUUCAUUUCAAUGGAUAAUUUAAUGUUGAAUUAAAUUAAUGUCCGAAGCGACAAUCGUGUGUUGUAUUAAUAUAGAUGUGACCACAGCGUAAGCGCUAUUAAAAAAAAGACAAAAAAAAACAACUGUCAAAUCUGUCAAAUUUUCAAUGACAGCUCUUGGCAGCCAACCAUCUGCAUUUUGCAAUUAUUUGCACUAUUCCAGUACGUUAUAGACAUAAGUUACUUGUAUAAUUUGUAAACUUAUAACCCUUUAUUGCCCGACUGUGUGCUAUUUAUUGUUAACACAUAAAAGACAAUGCUUCCAUAAAUGUUGAGUUAAAUCGGUCUGUCUAUGGUAUCUUAUUAGUACACAAACACAAAAAAAAAGCUUGUUUUAUUGUCACUAGACUGUUCUCAGAUCGAUUUAGUUCACGUAAUGUUACUUUAUGUAUUACGUAACCAGUUAUGUUAUGAACCACGUGUUAUAAUUAUAUAUUUGCCUACAAUCUGCGAAUUGUAAUGCUCUUGCUUGUUUUAGGGAAAGUAUAUGUUUGUCACUCUCGAUUUUACCUAAGUCUAGCUAAAGUAAGAACAUACAGAUGGCUUAGUUAUGAAAACAAUUUCACCGAUUAUGCAAAUGGAAAAAAGUGGUUAAUGUAAUACCAAUAAUAAAAAGAUUUUGCAUACCUGAGAAAUUUGCGUGAAUUUGUUAUCUCUGACUUCCCGCCAAAAUUUGUAUUAAGAAAGUUAUCUGUGAUAAUUUUUUUUCUGAUUCGAAUGUAACUAAGCUGUCUGUAUUGACUUAUUUCUUUUUUUUUACAUUUUCAACAUUGCCAGUUCUGAUAAGAGAUCAUUAGAUAUUAAUUAAAUUAAAAAUAAUUUAAGAAACGUUAUUUAAGAUUUAUCAAUGGAUAAAGACAUUUCUAUGAUUUAGAGUAGAAUUUUUGUGUUUCGUUUCUAAACGUAAUUUAUAUACUUGUCUAUUUAUCUAAAAUAAGUUAUUUCGCCUUAUCUCCUAGCAGAACUGGAAAUGUUCGAUAUUAUUCUUCUAUAUUUAUUCAUUCGUAUUUAAGUGUCAUUGCUUGUAUAUUAAAAAAAAGUCCUGUGUCAUGGUAUUUAAGAAAAAUAAUUCGUUGGUUGGUAUAUUAACAAUGACAUUUAAGUACGAAUUCUGCUGUUUUAGAGGCUAAGCAAUAUUUCUCUCUUACGUACGUUACCAGUAAUUAUGCCAUAGAAAUUGUUGUAAUUCAUUCAAUAAAAUAUCAAUAAUGGAUUCA